Nomia melanderi (Alkali bee) is the source of this 453-nucleotide messenger RNA. RefSeq names its product LYR motif-containing protein bcn92 (gene bcn92). Gene Ontology annotation, cellular component: L-cysteine desulfurase complex; mitochondrion. Gene Ontology annotation, biological process: iron-sulfur cluster assembly. The record is from RefSeq and is a predicted model, not a curated record. NCBI's taxonomy places the organism in Eukaryota, Metazoa, Arthropoda, Insecta, Hymenoptera, Halictidae.
GCGUCAAGUUCCUGUAAGAUGUCGCCUUGAUUAACUCCCAAGCGAGAUCUCGUCUGUGGUUAACCUAUGAUAUACCCUAAACAAUGGCUAGUCGCAAACAUGCAGUUCUGAGUCUCUAUCGGGAUUUGAUCCGAGAAAGUAAGAAAUGGAAUUCAUACAAUUAUCGGAUGUACGCUUUACGCAAAAUCCGGCAUAAAUUUCAAGAAAAUAAAAUACUGACGGAUCAAAAAGAGAUUACCGAACAAUACGAGGAAGGAAAAGCAGCGCUGGAAAUGAUUAAGAGACAAGUGAUUAUCGGAAACCUUUAUACCACCAGACCAUUAAUUAUCGAAACAGUUAAAAAUAAAUCUAACUUUAUUUGAAGAAUGAAGAAACUAUUUAGACAACAUGUAUCAAUAAAAUCUAACUAAUAAAUUAUAAUCUUGCGAAAAGAUUUAGAGAAAGAAGUUGUUU